CAGGGUUUCAAAGACGCGACUUGUUUAAAAAUAGCCGUAUUGCGCUUGCUUACACAUUUGGUCCUGGUUGAUGUUAGUCUAUAAUGUUUGAGUGAAAUGUCUCUGAAAGUGAUUAUUCGGUUAUUCGAUCAGCCUGAAAAUGAGUUCGCCGAAGCUCAACGAGAGAUGUCCAAGCAGCAUGAGCAAUGGCAAGAAACAUCUCAGUACAGAAUCCAAGGAACAUUCUCUAGAUAGUUCUAUUCGAGAAUCGAUAAAGUCGGAAAGAACAGGAGCGAAGUCUGAAGAAGACUGUAGGCGUCGUACUAUCAUUGUAGAAAAGAAAAAUGGAAGCUAUGGUUUUACAUUGCAAAGUUACGGAAUUCAUUACAAAAAGGAACAAGAAAUAGAAGUUAUAACAUACGUGGACCAUGUAGAAGCAGAUGGACCAGCGGCUGCAGCGGGUAUGCGAGAAGGUGACGUCAUCCUCUCUAUCAAUGGAACAGACGUAGAACGCGCGGAUCAUGCAACCAUAGUCACCGCUAUCAAUGCCAGUGACUCUCGUAUGCGCAUUGUUGUUAUUUUUGAAGACUGUGUACGGAAAGUGGAACUUCAUCUUAAGUAUAUAAAUAUUCAACGUACUUUGCAAUCCAAAAUGCGUGAACUUGAACAACUCAGUAUUCGUGAGAGACAUGUUUUUGAUUCUAAUUGGAAAACGCAUAGUCUACCUUCUCAGAAGAAGAAGUCUUCUCCGUCAGAUAUAAUUUCAGAUUCUGAAGAAAACAAUACCAAUGACAAUAUUAAUAGUGCUUAUUGUCGGCCUACUUUAUCUAGUGAGAACGUAACUGCUAAACCACCUCAACCAAACGUGUUCAUGUACCAAUAUUUAGACCCAAGGUAUGGUGCGUGUAUUAUACAACCCAAUUUACGUACAGGAGGUUUUGUUAUAACUGUAGGUUCGCCUAGAAAUAGACGUGAUUGUCACCAUUACGUAGUUAAAACUUCAAAUGAAUGCCAUCGUGUUUCUGAAGCUUAUAAGCCAGCUAACCCCAAACAUACAAAAACUCACAGAAAUAGUCAUAGUCAUGGCUGUGCACCAUGUAUGCCCGCCUAUAACAAUCAAGACGCAAAUAGUCUUGAAGCCUACGACCUCGCUAGCCCGUGUUGUGACCCUCACUGCGUUCCCAAUUCUAGAAAAAAGGUACGUCGUAAAAAAGAAUCGUCUAAAGAACACAAAAGAAAAGAAAAGUGUCAUCAAGUCGAUAAAUCUACACAGAAACCAGAUGCUUGUUCUCACAGUCAUUCUAAAAAAGUUUGCAAUUCUGGUCAUUGUUCUAGUAGAUAUCGUUACUUAACAACGGAAUCGACACAGACAAGCCAAUGUAGCUUACAGUCAUAUGCAACCAGCAAUGCAACAGUACCGUGUGACAACUCAGCAUCAAGUUAUAGCACAUCUCUUAGUAGUGAUACUCUUUUCUGGGACAACGACCGUUCUGAAGCAAAGUCUUCGCCAAAAAUUCAAUAUCAAAGUUCCCAUCAACAUGUCAAACCUAAGUCGUGGGAUAAUUUGGCUACAAAAGCUAUUGGAGGAUAUGGCUUUGGUUACGGCUAUUUAGAUACCACUGUUAAACAAACAAACAGAUCCAAAAGUCAUGGCCGAAGCCAUGGGGGUCGUAGUGGUCAAAAUCAUCAUGAAUAUCAUCAUACUCAAGAAAAACAUACACACAGGCAAAAUGGAACCCCUCAUCAUUACGUUUAUGGAAGAAGCCAAAGCCAUUGCCCCCCAACAAAGUCUACUGAGAGUUUGAUUGUAGUAUCCAAAUACCAAUUAGAAAGCAGUGGAUCAGAAAGUAGGUUGGCGUGCGAUUGCGGUGACUCAGUUGAAUACUAUCGUCGCAUAGGACCGACAAAAAGCCCUGUGGAGUCCCAUUCAAACUAUUACUCACAGCGAUUUAUUUAUCCCGCUCAUUCAUAUAAAAAGAAAGACCCAAAUGUUAGCUCAGAAAUAACUAGAUUAUAAAUCGUUAACAAAAAAUUUGCUCAAAUAAAAACCUAAAGCUUAUUCCAAAAUAUGUUUUAACUAAUUUAUAAGCUUUAGUUACUUUGUUUCACACAAAUCACAAUUUACAAUUGUAGUUUAAUGGAAAAAAUAAUGCGUCAUAGUUUUGGUGAUAUUAAUGUAACGAGCACAAGAAAUAGCAAUAUUUUUUUCUCAAAAUAAAAUUUUACAGCGAAAAUUUAUACAUACGUAUUUAAGUCAUGAAAUUUUCUCAUAUUUUGUGAAUUGUAUCGCUGUAUAAGACAGCGGGAUCAACGAUCGUAGACCCUUUUGAAAACAUUUUAUCAGCUUUAUACUCGUUGAUAUAUAGUUUUUAAUAAAAAAAUGA
Melitaea cinxia (Glanville fritillary) is the source of this 2363-nucleotide messenger RNA. RefSeq lists its product as uncharacterized. The record is from RefSeq and is a predicted model, not a curated record. Bases 140 to 1996 code for a protein of 618 amino acids. NCBI's taxonomy places the organism in Eukaryota, Metazoa, Arthropoda, Insecta, Lepidoptera, Nymphalidae. Gene Ontology annotation, molecular function: protein binding. The transcript is spliced from 3 exons.